CACUCCCCUGCUGUCGCGCGGCGGCGGCGGCGGCUCCUCCCGCCCGAGGCAGUCGGGCUCGGCGCCGGGGGCGGGAGGGGGCGGGGGGAGCGCGCCAGCCGCCCGGAGUGGGGGGCGAUGGCGAAGCUCCGGGUGGCUUACGAGUACACGGAAGCCGAGGACAAGAGCAUCCGGCUCGGCUUGUUUCUCAUCAUCUCCGGCGUCGUGUCGCUCUUUAUCUUCGGCUUCUGCUGGCUCAGUCCCGCGCUGCAGGAUCUGCAAGCCACGGCGGCCAACUGCACGGUGCUGUCGGUGCAGCAGAUCGGCGAGGUCUUCGAGUGCACCUUCACCUGUGGCGCCGACUGCAGGGGCACCUCGCAGUACCCCUGCGUCCAGGUCUACGUGAACAACUCGGAGUCCAACUCCAGAGCGCUGCUGCACAACGACGAGCACCAACUCCUGACCAACCCCAAGUGCUCCUAUAUUCCUCCCUGUAAGAGAGAAAAUCAGAAGAACUUGGAAAGCGUCAUGAAUUGGCAACAGUACUGGAAAGAUGAGAUUGGUUCCCAGCCAUUUACUUGCUAUUUUAAUCAAUUUCAAAGACCAGAUGAUGUGCUCCUGCAUCGCACGCAUGACGAGAUUGUCCUCCUGCAUUGCUUCCUCUGGCCCGUGGUGACAUUUGUGGUGGGUGUUCUCAUUGUGGUCCUGACCAUCUGCGCCAAGAGCCUGGCAGUGAAAGCAGAAGCCAUGAAGAAGCGCAAGUUCUCGUAGAGGGGAGAAGUCUCAUGGGAAGCAAAGCCCAGAAGCUGCACCCAUCGGCACACAUCUCCCUGUAGAGCCUGCUUCCUGGCGCAGGAGAUGAAAGGGGCUAUGCGAGGUCUCUGAGAGGCUCCAGCCUCAAUGGCAGCGGAAACAGGCACAGCUGGAAGACUUGGGACCGCAUAGAUUGUAUGCCAUGUGUCGUAGCAAUGGCUAAGGGGUCAAGCUCUUAACCUAAUGGAGUAGCCAUUUCAGAAAACUCUAUAAGAAGUUAAUUUUCUUUGGAAAGUAACAGUAUAUAAUUGUACAGUGUAGUAUACAAACCAUUAUGAUUUAUGCUGCCUAAAAAUAUUAAAAUAGAGUGGUCUGUG
Messenger RNA from Mustela lutreola (European mink), 1109 nucleotides. RefSeq names its product potassium calcium-activated channel subfamily M regulatory beta subunit 4 (gene KCNMB4). The record is from RefSeq and is a predicted model, not a curated record. The coding region runs from base 118 to 750 and encodes 210 amino acids. The transcript has 3 exons. Gene Ontology annotation, biological process: potassium ion transport; detection of calcium ion. Gene Ontology annotation, molecular function: calcium-activated potassium channel activity; potassium channel regulator activity. Gene Ontology annotation, cellular component: membrane; voltage-gated potassium channel complex. Lineage: Eukaryota; Metazoa; Chordata; Mammalia; Carnivora; Mustelidae.